UCUCUCUCUCUCUCUCUGUUCAUUGUCUCGGUCCUUCUCCUGUGUACCCCGCACGUGCUCCAUGCGGGGGGUGCCAAGAUCUCCCCGGACAAGUCUUCCUCUUUCUUCCUCUCUCUCUCUCUCCCUCUCUGUCUGUCUGCCUUCCCGGUUCUUCAGAUUUCUCGCUUCUUGUCUCAUAUUAAAGUCUUCUCCCUCCACACCCCCGUCGGAGAAUUGCGAUAUCAAGAUGCCUAGUCAGGGAUCGACAGCGCUACCAUCUCUCUCCCCGCCAAUGACUCUCCGUCCCUGAGGGGAACGCCGGACAAUUUGAUACCUCGUUCGCUUGGCGAUUGCAUCAUGCCACGAGUCGAUACCCUGGAAAGGUCGCUAUAAAGUGCUCGACAUCUCUCAUCCUCUCGUCCAUCUGCAUCACGAGCCCAGACAUCUCCCCAUUGCCACGAUGAAGAACUUUGCUACUUGGAUAACGGCCCUCAUGGCGACGGCCCCCCUCACCCUGGCCAUUCCCCGGCCUUCGGUGAGCUCCCUUCGGAAGAAGGCCGACGCCGAGAAGGUGGGCUACCUGGGGGUUUACUGGACCACCGAUGACGAGAGUGUCUACUUCGCCCUGAGCGACAAUGACAACCCCUUGGCCUUCGAGACUGCCAACGGCGGCAAGUCCGUCCUAUCGCCGACGCUGGGUAGCAAGGCCAUUCGCGACGCUUCUAUCAUCGCCGGGGUUGGCGAUGAUGCCGGCAAGUACUACAUAAUCGGCACGGACCUGGACAUUGGAUCGACCAACUGGGGCGACGCCGUCCGCACCGGGUCGCGCGGCAUCUUCGUCUGGGAGAGCACUGAUCUGGUGAACUGGACCGACGAGAGACUGGUGACAGUUGAGGACGAAACGGCCGGCAUGGUGUGGGCUCCGGACGCCGUGUGGGAUGCUUCUCAAGAACAAUACCUGGUGCACUGGGCCUCUCAGUUUUAUGCGACCGAUGAUUCGGACCACUCCGGCGAUCCGACGACCUCCCAGAUCAUUCGCUACGCCUAUACCAGUGAUUUCCGCACCUUCGGCGAGCCGAAGACUUAUAUCAACCAUCAGACUAGCACGGUGAUUGACCUGGCCUUCCUGUCCGUGGACGAUGACACCUUUGUGCGCUUCUACGUCGACGGCAACACGACAAGUCCCGUCGUGGAAGUCAGCAACGACGGUCUCUUUGGCGAAUGGACGGUGCCAACGGGCAGCGUGCGAGACAGCGCCAGCUACGAAGGGCCGUAUGCCUUUUGGGACAACAAGGAAGAGGGCAAGGCAUAUCUGCUCUGCGAUCGCGUGGGCGAGACCCCUGGAAUCGCCGCGUGGGAAUCAACUGACGUCACCUCGGGCGAGUUCGCCAGAGACUCGUCGAGCGACUUGACCUUCAUGAGGCAUGGAUCUGUGCUCGCCGUAACGCAAGAGCAGUACGACGCCUUGUCAAAUCUCUAGCUGGCGACACAGAUAACGCGGACCCAGAUCUGAUAUUGAGAUCAAAAAGCGACCCAAGAAAACACGCAUACCUAACGCCGUCUGAAAUGUUCAUAAUCAACAAUAAAUCGAAGACUGAACCAAGGAUUGCAAUCACGGAAAUGAAUAAUUUAUUCGAAGACAAAUAUGUAGAUUCGGACGCUGAGUCAUUCGUCUAGAGCGACACCAGGUCGUUCACAUAUCGUACCGUCCCGUCCGGAAAAUAUUCCGGCUUCAUGAGCAUAUUGCCUUCAUCAGUGAUGAAGGGACUGUCAAUGGGGUUGUGUUCACUGCGUAGUGUGAAACCGUUCCGGCGAUUUCCACGUCGGGCCGGGAAUAUAUAACCAAGCCAAGGGCCAAAAAGAUCAGCAUUGUGAACCAUAUCCUUGGCACAGCGACCGACCAGGCUCAGUAAUUCCCGGUCAGAUGCUCUAUCCCCUGGCCCUGAUCUGAUGGGAAAAGCGAUCUACUACAAGGUUGGCAUGACCGUGGUGUUAAAUCGCAUAUAUCUCAGCCGACAACACCAUGUGGUCCUUGUACAUAUUUACACAAUGUGUUUCACUUGUACAACAAACUCCUGAUCGGAUCUCUCUGCCUUCUUUUUGUUUCUUUCUAUUUCUGCUUUGGAAAGACUAAGUGGAGUCGAAGAGAUGAAAAUCGACCACCCAAAGGCUCCAAACUGACUAUUGAACAUCUAUCGAUCGAGUCCAGGUUGUUCAACCCUUCAAGUCAGGGACACGAGCCCAGCCAAUGCACAGAUCAGCACGGGUGAAGACGAUCACUUCCUGCAACGCGUUUAGUGGCAUGAAGAUCGUGGAC
Messenger RNA from Aspergillus melleus, 2296 nucleotides. Its product is annotated as glycoside hydrolase family 43 protein. The record is from RefSeq and is a predicted model, not a curated record. The transcript is spliced from 4 exons. Bases 440 to 1459 code for a protein of 339 amino acids. Lineage: Eukaryota; Fungi; Ascomycota; Eurotiomycetes; Eurotiales; Aspergillaceae.